GCGCACUAUAAAUGCACCAACCAAGAAUUAAAGGCGUUUCAGUUUGCGCCACUACAUAACCGCAAGAACCUGGAACCCUAACGAGAAGAGAGAGUGGAGAGUCCUCGCUUCUCACUCUCACCACCGCCAUGGACGACGAGGUGCGCCAGAUCUUCAACAAGUUCGACAAGAACGGCGACGGCAAGAUCUCCAUCGCCGAGCUCAAGGACAUGCUCGUCACGCUCGGCUCCAAAACGACGAACGACGAGCUCAAACGCAUGAUGGAGGAGCUCGACCAAAACGGCGACGGUUUCAUCGACCUCAAGGAGUUCGCCGACUUCCAUUGCAAUGACGCCGGAAACGACGACUCCAAGGAGCUCCGCGACGCCUUCGAUCUCUACGACGUCGACAAGAACGGCCUCAUCUCCGCCAAGGAGUUGCACGACGUGCUCCGGAGGCUCGGCGAGAAGUGCUCCCUCAGCGACUGCCGCAAGAUGAUCAGCAACGUCGACGCCGACGGCGAUGGCAACGUCAACUUCGAGGAGUUUAAGAAGAUGAUGGCUCGCUCUUAGCUUCCAAUCAGAUCAACGUUUCCAUUCUUCGAAGUCUUUGUUGGGAUGGUUGUCACACUCAUCAUUUAAGCCUCGAGCAAGAGGAGGAGACUGCGUUCCCUCUUUCACUUCCUUGCGACAUUGUUCUUCUCCAUUGAUUUGAUUUGAAGUGAGACGACACUAGAUUUAGUUUUUGUGUUUAGGUAUUAUUUUCAUUUUAUUUUAGAAUAAUAUGUAAUGUAACUGGGACACAAUAUUAUGAUUGUAAAUUCAAAGCAUCUAAUGAAAUACAAGAGAUUUUGUUAUGUA
This is a messenger RNA of Cajanus cajan (pigeon pea), 839 nucleotides long. Its product is annotated as putative calcium-binding protein CML23. Gene Ontology annotation, molecular function: calcium ion binding. Lineage: Eukaryota; Viridiplantae; Streptophyta; Magnoliopsida; Fabales; Fabaceae. The record is from RefSeq and is a predicted model, not a curated record.